This is a messenger RNA of Anoplopoma fimbria (sablefish), 2373 nucleotides long. RefSeq names its product putative monooxygenase p33MONOX. Bases 353 to 1339 code for a protein of 328 amino acids. The transcript has 8 exons. Lineage: Eukaryota; Metazoa; Chordata; Actinopteri; Perciformes; Anoplopomatidae. Gene Ontology annotation, cellular component: cytoplasm. The record is from RefSeq and is a predicted model, not a curated record.
CGUCGGCUCCGUUGUCGGAUAGGUGCGUUGACUGGUGGACGCCAGAGCGCUCUGUUUACUCUCUGCAUGUCCAAAAGUCAUGGAUGAACAAACCGAUCAGCAAACAUACAGUGUUUGCUCGUUCUGCAUGUCAAGUCUGCGCCUCUGUGGCAAAGACAUCAGUGGAGCUGUGGAGUAAUUUGAACAGAAGAGGAGAGGAAAUAUUUACAGGGUGCAGGCCUUUCUAUCUGUCUAAUGACCCUGUAACACUGUGUGAUGUCAUGUGAUGAAGGUUUGGGGCCCACAGCUAGGUGGACCUUCACAGUGUCGACCUAAAUUCUCCUGUGGUCAGCCCUUCUGAUCUGGUGUGAAAAUGACCUCACGACGGGGAGACAUUCCAGCACUUGAGUCUGGCACAUCAUCCGGACUCUUUGGCGCCUUUUCGGCUCCCAUUGGAAUGACUCGGCGCACUGUCAGCUACGAUGAGCUCUUGGAUGCCACCAUGCAUUCACCACCUCCAGACCUGACUGUCAACAUCUUAUGGAAAGACCCUGUCAUUCCGAAGCACAACUUCAGAAAGACUGCAACGGAAGGCGAAGUGGAUGGGAGGUUGCCGAAUUUUGAGGUAGCAUCGCCAGUCAAGUCCCCAGUGCCCAUUGUGAAAGCCAAAGCCACCUCUUUAAUGAGCACACUAAUGAUCAAGCAGACCCAGGAGACCCUCCAGAAGUUCGAGCACCAGGCAGGGCUCACUGAUGCCGGGUAUUCUCCCCACAAGGGGCUCUCCGCUGAGGACACACGCUUUCACCGACUGGGUGACGGCACAUUGCCAAAGUUGAGAAUGCCAAGCGGGGACUUCAAGGAGGACAGGUGUACAACAUCAGCACAAUCCACCCCAAGUGGCACCCCCUCUGUCACCCCCUCUGUCACCCCCAGUGUCACCCCCUGUGUUACUCCCCACACAUCACCGGCUGUUAGUCGCAGGAGCUGGUUCCAGCUGAGUCCUGCGCCUUUUCUUGCCACCCCAGAGCUUAAUAGUCCCAGCCCCAGCACAGACAUGGGAGGAAAUGAGGGAGGAGGAGGAGAGAGGUGGAGCUUCUUUGGAACUCGAUCUGUGGUACAGAAGUCCCCCACUGACCCAGGCUGUGACAGCAGCACAGGCUUCUCACUGCAGUCCUAUUUCGGCAUGCAGAAGUCCUCUACCAUGGAUAGCAACACCAAGGUCAACUUCAAGGUGGACGACCCUGCCAAUUUCAUGCCCCCCAAGAUUGAAAUCUCGGGUAUUGAGGCCAAGCGGGAACCCACACGGCCACACAAACUUAAACCUCGGGACAUGAAUGUUUUAACACCCUCGGGCUUCUGAAGACGGACCAGCUGUGUAGUGACACCUCUCUACCAUAUCUUUAAUAGUUUUUCUUCUCCGACUGGUUGCUCACUUGCUUUCUUAUCUUCCUCUGGCCCCUCUGCCUUUCUGCAAACUCACUGAGGCUGAGAGGAAAGAGGACCACCUUGUAGAAUUAGCUAACCAGCCCCGGAGACAACCCCGCAAUCUUACUCCUCCCAGCAGACCUACUCUGAUGGAUUGCAAUCUUCUCUUAGUCCACAGCAUCCCCUUCCUAUCUCCUCCAGCUCAUUGGUCAAUAAUAAAACACCCUAUGAAUAACCCUUAAUUUGUCAUCAUCCCUAAAGGUAGUAUUGCUUUGUAGUAUAUUUUGUUGUCCUGUCACAUAAUGGGUGCAUUGACGAGCAUUGCUUUGCUCUCGUUCCAUUGUAAAUGAUGGCAUGAGAUUCAAGUUUUUGAGAUAUUUUGUCAGUCCUUUCCUCAAGUUAAUCACUUUAGCAUGGCCUCUCAUUAAACUGACCAGCUAUUUCAAUUAAUAAUACUCAGUUGCCUCACUUUUAUUUUAUUUUGAUUUUGAUUAAGCAGACAGAUUUGUAGUUGUGUAGUCCUUUCCCCUGUUUGCAUGCUGAGUACAGUGUGGGAUGACUGAUAUGUGCCUACACCUGCAGUAUGUUUGCUUUUUGCGUUCUUGCCAUCAAAGUACAGCUUUUUUUAAUUAUUAUUGUAUGGAAGAGCAUCUUAUUUGACUUUGUGAGAGAGUAUGACUGAUGACUGGCCUGAAGUGAUGGUUUUUUUGUAAUUAUUUCAACUUAAGUAUUUUCAUAUUGUUCUGUAGUAAAUCAACAUUCAUAAUUCUAAAUAUUAGUGUAUUGGGUUUAUCACAUUUUUAUAUGCAUCACAAAAUUGAAGUGGUCAUUUUCUAUUUUGCAUAUACUGUGUCGCAAUAUAAGAAUCCCUGCUGUUUUAUUUGAAAAAGUUGACGAAUUCCAGUAAGUGAAUGCACAAGGGAGAUGGUCUCCCACUUACAUCUGUAAAUAAAUCUGAGAAUAACAAGA